Molecule: messenger RNA, 1085 nt
Organism: Gigantopelta aegis
Lineage: Eukaryota; Metazoa; Mollusca; Gastropoda; Neomphalida; Peltospiridae
Product: fibrinogen-like protein A
Exons: 7
Coding region: 2-1033 (343 amino acids)
Source: RefSeq, a predicted model, not a curated record
CAUGAAGCUUUCUUUGGUACUUGCUCUGUUUGCAGCAAUUUUUCUUGUGUCCUCUGGCCACUGGAGAUGGAGACACAGCGGAAUACACCAUGGAGGUUGGCUUCACGGAAGAUGGCGUCACGGAGGGUGGCAUAACGGGGGAAGUCAUCAUUGGAGAUGGUGUCAGAACAGAAUGAAGUGUUUGACAGAACAAAGAAAGAAGUUAAAGAACGAACUGGACCAAUGUCUGUCACGUCCACCACCUAGCGCCACGUCACCAACAACUACCACAACGUCACCAACAACUACUACCACGUCACCAACAACUACCACCACGUCACCAACAACUACCACUACAACGUCACCAACAACUACAACAACGUCACCGACAACUACCACCACGUUACCACCACCACCGCCGAUUAGCGACUGCUGGGAUGUGAAAACACGCCAGAACCAGAGCAGUGACGGCACGUACACGAUCGACUCACCAGCCGGGGGUCAGGUGGACGUCAGGUGUGACAUGACCACGGACAAUGGCGGCUGGCUCACUUUCGUCAGGCGGGUCCAGGGUGGUGUCGACUUCAACAGGACAUGGGAAGAGUACAAGAACGGAUUCGGCGACCUCUCAGGAGAUUUCUGGUGGGGAAAUGAAUUUCUACACACUUUCACGGCAGCAAAGGAUGUCGAGAUGCGGGUCGACAUGAGUGACGGGAAGGGUAACCACGCCUACGCCUUGUACGACAGUUUACACGUGGACGACGAGGCCAACAACUAUACCAUCCACUUCGGACAAUACAGCGGGAAUGCCGGAGAUUCGCUUCGAUAUUAUAAGGAUCCAAUGUUCAUGCACAAUAACAAGCCUUUCGGCACCUACGACCACGAGGGCUACAUGGAAAGCGCGAAGAAGUACUACAGCGGCUUCUGGUUCCAUAUCAGCACCACAGCUCUCCCGACCGGGCGGUACAAUGCAACAGUGUAUUGGCCAACAUGGAAAGGAAUGAAGUCUCUGAAAGAAAUCACAAUGUCAAUCAGACCAAAGGGAGUGGUUUAAAGAAUUGCUGUCUCCAGGUCUUAAGUGCGGAAAUAAAUACUAUUAAAUUGAG